Molecule: messenger RNA, 6322 nt
Organism: Dermacentor silvarum
Lineage: Eukaryota; Metazoa; Arthropoda; Arachnida; Ixodida; Ixodidae
Product: inositol monophosphatase 3
Exons: 5
Coding region: 341-1333 (330 amino acids)
Biological process (GO): phosphatidylinositol phosphate biosynthetic process
Cellular component (GO): endomembrane system
Molecular function (GO): 3'-nucleotidase activity
Source: RefSeq, a predicted model, not a curated record
CGGAGAGUAACACAAAAGUAAUAAAAAACAAGGCCAUGGCUGUCAGCUGCUCGAAGCGAAGCUCCGAAGCUCGCUGAAGCAUCAAGCCGGGGAGGACAUUUAUCGCAGGUGCGGCUCGCCAGACUGGUGUUUAUGGCAAACACGUGGUUUCGGCGUCGCUGUGCACCGGCUAUGACCCAAUGCGACAGAUCGUCGUCACACGCCGAGCGACGCGCCGUCACGCGCAGCUGCGCCCGCUUCUCCGCCGUCGUCUGAGUACCGUUACCACUACGUAAUACUACACAGGUAGUACUGCUACCGUAUACUAAGUGGCGAAAGUGCGCGCGUUGUUCUUCUCCUCAUGGCCUGGUUGGCACUUCGAGGUAGCGGCCGGAUGGUGGUCGUCCUGGCCGCUGCCGUUUCGCUGCUCGUGCUUCUCUACGUGGCGCGGAUACGGACUUCGCGGCCCGCUCUGGUGAGCUUGCGACAACUGCUGGACGCCGGCGUGGCCGCCGCGGAAGUGGGAGGUGGCGAAGUGCGGCGUGUGCGCCUUAGCAACCGCCUCGCGCAGAAGAGUAAAGGCAAGACGCGCGAAGGCGCCGACGAUCCCCUCACAGCGGGCGACCUCAGCUCACACCGCGUCAUGUACGGCGGUCUGUCGGCGUCUUUUCCGGGACUCUCGAUCAUCUCAGAGGAGCAUACCGAAGGAGACCAUGAUGCAGCAGCUAAUUUGCUGUCCAGAGCAAGCACUCUGGGAGGCCUGAUAGGAGACGAUGUUCUUGUUCCAGCAGAGGCCAUCACAGUGUGGAUUGACCCAUUGGACGCUACUCAGGAGUACACAGAAAACCUGCUGGACUAUGUCACCACCAUGGUUUGUGUGGCUGUGCACGGCUCACCUGUAAUUGGAGUCAUACACCAGCCCUUCCUCAACAAGACAACUUGGGGCUGGGUCGGCCAUGGCAGCAACGUCCAUUCUCCUGCCCAAGGCGACGCGACCGAGACUCGCACGGUUGUGGUGUCACGAUCGCACCCCGGGGAAGUGCAAGCCCUGGCCAAGAAGGCCUUUGGCCCAGAAGUCAAAGUAGUGCCGGCUGGAGGUGCAGGCUACAAGGUGCUACAGCUGGUGGAAGGCCACGCAGACGCGUACCUGCACAGUAGCGCCAUCAAAAAGUGGGACGUGUGCGCAGGCAACGCGCUCCUCGCUUCGCUGGGAGGCCACAUGACUGCGCUCGACGGCACACCGCUGAGCUACAGCCUAGAAGCCUCGCAAGUACACCUGGGAGGCCUGCUGGCCGCCUUGAGCAAUCAUGGACGGAUGCUGGACUCUGUUCGCAAGGCUCGUGCAAAGGCUUGAGGCCAACGCAGACGCCAUUACGUCAAGCAAGCCGGCAGGCUGCUGGACUGCUGCCGGUAGACAAUGCCAAACGUUGAGUUUCCUACAAAAAUCAUUAGUACAGGGAAAUCUGGCACUGCGACAAUUCAGCUACCUAUGAGAAUGAUCGGUAAAACAUGGAUUUGUCCAAUAUUCGUGCUUGCAGCUUCGGAUGCUCUUGCGGCUGUAUUUACCAUGCUUUGUUUUUCUAAACGUCUGACCAACCAUUCUUUUUUUAAGUACAUGAAGGCAAUAAGUCUCUCGACAUGUGCACGGUCGUUGCGAAUCAUCACAUUUAUAACUCAGUAUUUCGUUGAAAAUGAUGAACUUGCAAUGUCGCAAAGUUGUUUGAUGCCGGAAUGACGAAGUUUGAGCAAAUCGAUGUAGCACCCAACAUUCCGUGCUGGCUGAACUACCAUACUUGUGACUCUUGCAGACAAUAGUGCCAGUUUUCCCCAGAGCGAUUUUUGUAGGUAACAUCCCAAUGGCCAACGGAGCAGAAGGCCUAGAAUGCAAGCCGGCAGAUUUGUUUGACAGAAGAAGCUCUGAAGCAGUUAUGAAGGAAGCAUUACUUCUGGGAUUCUGAUAAGAGGCUGCAGUUGCGAAAGUGCAAGUCCAUUCACACAUGGAAAGAUGCAGAGCAGAUGACGCAAACACAGAAGGCAAUUAAUAGAAAGAGUGUAGUACGCCCUCUCUUUUUUCUUGUUUCUGUGUUGUAUGCAGCGCUGCUUGCUAGCGAUGAACUUGAACCAACUCACCAAGUUUAAGCUUUGGUGCAAUACAAGUUGGAUUUAACAAAAAGAAAUUACAUCUUGACUUUCUCAUUACACUUUUUAUGCACACGUGAAUAUGUGGUGAAACUGUAAGCUGGCAGCAAAAAGAAAGCAGACAAUAGCAGAGAGCUCCAACCUGUAUUUUUUUCUUUGCAAUAAUGUUGAAUCAAUCAAUUGCUCUUCAUUAUAUGAAGAACUUCUAUUAUCUUUGUUUACGUGUAACAGCAAUGUACAAAAACUGUUUCAGGGUUCUUUUGACUUUUGUUCAGACGGAACAUUUUGGCACCCUUUAAAGUUGUCUCACUGUAUCUAAACAAACUCCUCAGAACUACAGAUGUUUUGUUUGAAUUAUCAGAAGUUCUGAAUUGAACAAAAGACAAUGCGCAUUAAGACAAAACUGUGAUGCUUAUCUAUGAGAAAAUAUGCAAACAAAACACAUUUCUUUUUCUUUCAUGUUUUCUUGCUCCUUUCUCAUGUGUAGAACACCAAAUAAGGGUGGAUGCGCACAUAUCAGCCUAGUGAAGGUUGCAGGGACAUGCAUUUGUCCUUCAGAAAUCAUCAGAUCCUAAUACAAUUGUCCGUUGUGGACUGCAUUCGCCUGCACAUGGAAGUUUCAGCACUGAACGUUUAUGCCAGCCAUGCUCUAAUAGCAGUGACUGUCUUCAUCACUAUUAGAAGCCGCAUUCUGUUGCUGCUAUCGUGUUGCCUCGGGAGUGAAAUGUUUGGAUUGUGUUGAUAGUGGUAUAUUGUCUGAAUUUUGUAGUUUUCAAAGGCACACUGGAAACGUAGUGGAUGGGCCAUAAUCUCGACAAUUAUUUCAGUCAAGUGAAACUGUGAAUGAAAGUGUGUGAAUUAGUACGAGUAACUGUACUGGUAUUAUCUUCAGAAAUGGUGUAUUCCACUUAACCACUUUUGUGUUUCUGCAUGGCAGCAGAGCAGAUGCAGCUCAGAUGCCCAAGUGGAUUAUAAUGCUUUUUCAUGACACUCGCAUUACUUGAGUAGCUUUUCCUUUUUAAGACGAGAAUUUCUCAUCUUUCUUGCAAAGAUUGUGAACCAAAGGCCGACCCAGUCUAACCUGUACAUGAAUUACCAUGAGUUUUUCUACAUGCCUUUCAGAGGCAUGGGCCGCAUGGCAGUAUGCGGGGCAGAGCUAAUUUUCCUUCAGUGGUAGUUAAAGAGGCCUGCUCUGAUGAAAUAAGGUGACCAUGACCACACUUAUCAUCACGAUAGCUGAUUCUAGGUCACCGUAGCAGCACAAAAAGCAAAAAGUGACUUAAAACAUCUCUCUUUGUAGAAAAUUGCCAUAAGAAACAAGAUCAGUGGGAACACUAUUCAUCAAAAGGAUUGCCAGUGGGACUCCGUGAUGAAUGUUGAACGUGGAUGCGCCUAUGACUGGCGUAAGGCAUUUAUCCUUCUCUUGCGGUGAAAUUUCCUAGGGCUCUGUUGUCCUGGCAUAAUGAAGUUAUUGUGCCAAUGCUUGUGCCAGCACAUAUUUUAGUCAUGCUCUGAGUGAUGUAGAAACAGCAAGCGUGUCUUCAACAAUUUCUCAGUGUGAACAAACUCGCGAAGCCCGACGGAGCUUGUAUGACCCCGGUAGAGGAUCCGUGUCUAGUCUGUGGUAGCCUUGUUUGCUAACCGUGGUCGGUAUAUGUCAGGAAGUGUGUGCUAAAUUACCUGUUUGAGAGGAGAAGACUUAAGUGUACUAAUGUGGAUUGUGAAUGUGAUAUAUAUAGCAUAUAGUAUGCUAUAAAAUAGAGUGUAUUUGCCAGUUCUUGCUGGUUCGAAGGCAAAAGGGGGUUUGACCUUUUUGGACUGUGUUAUAGUAGUGUUUAUGCUAAAGUGUUAUGUACGCAGCAUAAUAACAGAUCUAUAGAGCAUAUGUGCACAGUAUUCUACACAUGCACAUUAAAAGUACAAUUUCAAGCAAAAGCCUAGAGACGAUGGCAUCAAUAAAAAAUUUUAAUUUAUUCUGAGUCGUGUAACCUGGAAUUGUCUCAUUGGAUUGCGUUGAUCACAUAGGUGCAGGUAGGCUAUAGCACUUCGCAGACUAUAGCACUUAGCCAACUAUAACGUUUAGCAGGCUUAAGUAAAGCCUGCGUGCCUAGGUUGCGACAAAAAAAAAAAAAAAAAAACUUUUUCAUGGCAUCUCUGGUCCUCAAACUUUUGCUUGUGACUGUGCGCUAUUUUGUUGCGUACUCAAGUCUUCUGCUCUUGUGUGUGCAUUGUGCUAAACUUGUGUUUUAUUGUCGAGAAAGAGAAAUGCCGCCUGAGGUGCAGCGGUUGGCAGAAAGCAUUUAGGAGCAAUAACUGAUGCAUCUGGGUUCAACGAAUAUGCAACUAGUUAUACCACUUGCGUUGUUUUACUCUUUCACUGAUAGGGUUUUGCUAGAUCUGUAUUCAGUGUGUACUUAUAUACGCGUGGUUCUAGUAAUGUCGCUUCGCUUUUAAAAGGUAGUAUAUUCGCAAUUAUCUACUGAAUUACUGUGUGAAUUUAAAGUGAAUGGAGUAGGGGGUUCUCAUACAUCAAGGGUGUUGUCGCUCAAUCUGGUGUAAUUUUAAAGACAUGUUCAGUGCAUUAAUGGUGAUACCAGUGCUGUUACUGCUCAUAAUUACAGUAACUGCCAGUUUCCAAUAUACCAGGUGUUGUUCUUCUUUUAUAGUUAACAAAAUUUUUAAACAUCACCUGUGGCGGAUAGCACCAUCCUAACACUUGAGCUGGAUUGCUGAAGGGUCAGGAUAAUUUCUUGCACAUGGGCAAGGAAUUGAAAUGCAUAAACAGCUGAUUGCCAAAUGGUCACUAAUCAACUUUCUAAUUCAUUUAGGGCACAUAUUGCAAUUUACAAACUGAAGCCGGUGAACUCUCAAGGUGCAUUAGCAGCAGUUUUGAGAUAAGUGCAGUCGAAGCUGAAGGUAAAAUUCACUGCUAUUACUUUAGCAAAACACCUUUUAUAUACAUGGCGGGACAAAAAUAACUGGACCACCAUUGCAUUUCUUCAUAGACUUUGGGAAUGUGUCUUGAAACUGGUGCCAUCUUCAUAAUUCCAAAUGGAUGUGCCUUGUGAACUCGCCAGCUACAAAUCCGUUGGAAUAUGUACCCUAAAGUAAUCAGUUAAUAAGUUAAGUGCUGGUUAAAUUUUGCAAAUUAGUCAAUUAUGCAUUUGGCUCCUCCUGCAAAUAAUGUCUGCCUCUUUGGGCGAUUCAGCUCCAGGAGUCUAAUUGUGCUAUUUGUCACAGAAAAUUUUGAAAAAUUCUGUUAACUCUAAAGAAAAACACCCUAGAUAAAUUCAUGUACCAAUGCACUUGGAUCACAGCAUUGCGUUCCAGUUACUUUUGAUGUACACAGCAUGCAAAAGUUGAAUCUAAGGAGGUAAUCUUGCAGCAGCUGUUAUAUAGCAUUCCGUCUUCGCCUUUUGAAUGCUCAGAACCGACUUGCACGAUUGUAAGCUUUUUGUAGUUACUUCCUCUUUGUUCACUUCCUUUUUAAAAAGUUUGUGCCACUCUGUACAACGCAUCUGUUUUUUGAAGGAAACUUGUUGUGAUAACAGGAAAAUUUCAGCAUACUAAAUGUAAUUGCGUGCAAUACUUUGUGUACAGUAUUGUAUAUCGCCUAGCGGUACACAUGUACUGCCAAGUGCUCAAAGUGUACUGCAACGGUGCUACGUAAUUACACUAUACAGAAACUCGCCUAACAGCUUCCCAGUUUUCUUGGUUUCAGUAAUGGCUGCAUCUUUGUGUUCUAGUACCCUUUGUUUGUGAACAUGUAAUGUUUUACAAUUGAUUCAUGCAUAAAACUGGCUGUGUCAAGGCGUAUUGGACAGCUUAAGGCUCAUUGUAUAUAUAGUUGAAUAUUGCUGGCUUUAAUCACGCAAUUCUGAUCGCUGAGGUGCAUUGUUAAAUUCAGCAUUGUAUGACACUCAUUUUUCAGUGUUCAACACUGCCCAACGUGGGCAAUUCAUAAUGCGCACAAGGUUGUGUUCGCAUCACUUCUAGAUGCUCUUGAAAACUGUAAUGCUUGCUUGAGCCUAGGGGCUCCAUACAAUAUCUGCAGUAACGAUAUAGAGAUAUGUUCUCUGGCCAAUCUUGGAAAUGUAGUUUUGUAGGCAUACUGUACAUAUGACAUGCAUCUAGUGCUUUUCCUCUUUGUGCUAUGUGUGUAUGGCUGUCACUUUUGAUUAAACUUUUGUUUUGUAUUAUACUG